AUGCAGCAGCGUGCUGCCUAGAGUGUGGUCUGGGUGGUUGUUGCCGUAUUUAUUUUUUAAUACUUUUAUUCAAAACUUAGGUAAAAAAGGUACUUUCCCCCCAUAUAAAAAAUGAGCGUGUCAAUGCCACAGAAGCGUUACUACAGACAACGAGCCCAUUCCAAUCCCAUGGCUGAUCACACCUUUGACUAUCCGCUGUGCCCAGAAGAGAUGGACUGGUCUCAACUGUACCCGGAGUUUUUCAGUGGUCCUGGAAACGCCAGCGCAAAAGCAGGCGCUCGUGUGGAGUUUGCUGAUAUUGGAUGCGGUUACGGCGGACUUCUUGUGGAGCUCUCCCUGCUCUUCCCUAACCAGCUGAUUCUGGGUCUGGAAAUUCGAGUCAAGGUCUCAGAUUAUGUUCAAGACCGGAUCCGCUCGCUCCGUGUGGCAGAAUCCGGUCGGUACCAGAACAUCGCUUGUCUGCGGAGCAACGCUAUGAAGUACCUGCCGAACUACUUUGCUAAGGGACAGCUCAGUAAGAUGUUCUUCCUGUUCCCGGAUCCUCAUUUCAAAAAGACGAAGCACAAGUGGAGGAUCAUCAGUCCCACGCUGCUGGCCGAGUACGCUUACACGCUACGAGUCGGGGCUUUGGUGUACACCAUGACCGACGUGGAGGAGGUUCACCUGUGGAUGGUGAAGCACUUCAGUGAACACCCUCUCUUUACCAGGGUCACGGAGGAAGAGCUGGCCGAUGACAUCAUCGUGAGCCGGCUCGGCACGUGCACGGAGGAGGGCAAGAAGGUGCAGAGGAACGGCGGGAAGAAUCAUCUCGCCGUCUUCCGAAGGGUGGAAGACUAAACUGUGCCAUUUCAACUUCAGGAAGGUGGACUGUGGGGCUCCACUGGAAAGCGACAGGGGAGCCGUCAGGGACAGAGCAAAACCAAGGGGGGGCGGGGGGGGGACUUGUUCAGUUGUGUCCAGUCUUUUUAUACUGAGCUCCUGGUUGCAUGGAAGCAAAGGAUAUGUAGGUCAGUCCUGCACAUCGGUACCACAGCAGGCAAAGAUGACCCAGGAAUGUGCUGAGCACUCAUCUUAUGUUUAUUUAAUCUGUACGUUGGCCCCAAUUUUUUAUUUGAAAGAAGUUUUUAUUGUUUUUUUUCCCCUGCAGGCAAUGCAGGUCUUAAUUAACCUUAUAUCAACAUUUUACUGCUCCACCCGCCUUUCAUCUCCGGCACUCUGAGCGUUUAUGCAAAUCUCUGUUCUGACUUGACACCCAGUGAGCGGGAAGAGUUUUGGCUCGCUGCCUUGAAUGUUUCUGGCUGGAGCACGGCCACGGGGCUCACGGCGCGACGGGUGCGGGGCCGCGUCGCCUUGGCUCUGCCUGUGGGGGUGUCGGCUCGCCGUGCCUGGGCCACACCCCCUCUGUGUGGGCGGGGGCCAUUUCCGUCACUGUGCCAAUGGACAGCAGCACCAGCGGCGCGUGUUAAGUACUUAGGACUGCGACGCCAAUUCUCCAUUAUCCUCUCCCAGCAAAACCAUUAGAUUUUUUCCGUCAUUCUGGGCUCUUUAUGCAGGUUUCAGCAGGUUGUGCCUUUUGCUGCUGCAAUAUCAGUGCAGUUGCUUUUCAGUAUUAACAUUUUAAUUUUUGUUUUGGCGCGAUGCACUGAGGUACCAGAUCAUGGAAUAAUGCUAGUAAUAAUAUUACUAGAAAAUAGUGAGCCCCCCCCCCCCAAUAUAUUAAGCUUGAUAUGUACUGAAAAUGCAAUGCAGCCUUCAGGAUUUGGUUGGUUCAUUGUGGUUUUGUUUGUAUAUGAAUCAAUGCACUGCUGCAGACAUAGUGGCCGAUACAUUCCGGCCUUCUGAGUUGAAAGCGUCUCGCUGGCUGAAUUCUUCCACUGCAGACCUGAAUGAUCAUAGUCUGUCCCGGUAAAGGGUUUUGUUUAGCCUGCAGAAAUUGCAGACUGGGGCAAGACCACACAUGUAUCCAAAGAAGAAACAGAAGUCGAGAUAUUAGAGUGCUUUUGUUUUAAAAAUAUAUUAAAAUAAAAGGAUCAUUGUUUCAAAGCGUGAUUCGUCAGUCUACACAUUGUCUCAUUCUGUGUAAUUAGGGGUUAGGACUUGUUUUAUGUUAACGAGUAUUGACAGGUGAACGGAAGAGCCCGUUUCCCUUCCAUUGUCACGGUGCCUAAGAGUAAUAUUCCCCUUUUUUGGGGAUGGGUAUUGAAGCUUUGUGCGCCGAAUUGUCUUCAGAUGUGAGCACGCGGCUGAUCCUUUUCACUGAAAUGCAGUGUCAAAUCAGUAGGAGUUUUCUGUUCUGUUAGAGUGGGUUUUUAAAAACCAGCACCAAGCCAAAUGUGCUCACUAUACAAGCUGAUAGACGUCUAACAAAGGGCUUUUCGGAGGGAUGGCUUCACUUGAAACGAAUCUUGAUAUUAAAUACUAAGUGCCCUUUUUCUUUGUGUUUUUUUUUUUUUUCCCUCCAAAGGCUUUAACAGUAAUAGUGAUGAUGCACAUCGCAGUUCUGCACUGGGUGGUUCGCUUCGGUUGCACAUGUUCCUACUGUCUUGCCAGUAGCCCUUUCAGCAGAAAUAUUUUGCAUGCAUUAGUUACAGGAGAUGAUUGCAGUUGGUGCUGGAAAGGCAUCAAUCAUUGCGAUGAGUAACGAUUCCAAGGGCGGGGCCCCUGUCCUCAUGCGGGAUGGUAUCGCACAUCGCGUCCUAAUCGCCACCCUUUCCUUUCUGCUCGCUCCCUCCGAAACAAAUUCAUAGGUGCUUUAUAAAUCCAUAAAAGCUGUCAUUUUUUGAGCAUUUUAAUUUGACAAAUAACCCAAAUGAAUGUCAGUUAUGUGGCUUCUGUUUUCUUUAACAAUAACUUUUGGCCGUUUUAAUAUAUUUAUCGGCUUUGUAUUGUGAGUCAUCGUGUCAUGCGAUGAGCGGCAUACGUGCCAUCGUCAUCCGUUGGGUAUCGAGCUCUGUGACGUCAAACGGCAGCUUGCAGCGUCUUCUCCUUUCCCCUUGGGUUUCUCGGGAGUGUCACUGGAGCUCAUAUAAUCGACAGGUAGCACGGUACCUGCUACGGUACGGAGUCACAUCCCAGGGUGGGCCCCUGCUUGAACGUGAGACUGGACGGACCUCGGUGUGGUCAUUUCUGAUGUCCUUUUAGCCCUUGUGCACGCAGGGGUGUGUCUUGCAGAUGAUGGGCCAGUGCAGCCCAAGUCGCACGUACGUUCCUGUAAUGUGCCCGGCGCUUCCCAGAAUAUGGAAUAAUUUAUCAAGCAUGUGUGUUAUAUCACAGGGCUUGCUGUGUGAACCGCUGCCAACUGUAUACUCAAUCUAGAGCAGUUGCUGUAUCAGUGGGGGGGGAGUUUGCUACAUGAGCAUUUACUGCUUAAACCUCGUCUCCCAGUGUUGUCACUAGUUCUGUCAGCAGACAACAUGUAAAGCCCCGGAAUCUGAAUUCUCAAAAUUCCCUUUUACUCUGGAUUUGCAUGCAAGCAAAUUCCAUGAGACAGUUUCUGCAAAAAAUUACUGUUUGUACCCAAUUCUGAACAAAUCUACUCUAUAGCCCCUUAUGGUGACUCCUACCUAUCUCUUGCAAUGCUUUGUUUAUAUGACUCCUUAAUUAUUUUACCUGGGAUCCAGGUACCAGGUAUGUCAUCGUUCAACAUUUUUGAGCGGGGAAUCCUCGGCCUCCUGGAGCUGGUGAUGCAGGAGUGAUAUGGGAAGAUCGAAGGCUGCGAUGAACUUUCAGCCACAAUGUCUUUAUAGAGAUAUCUUUGCAUUUUUUUAAAAUCCGCUACACUAAUCAGUCAAGGUAUUUCUUCAGAUCAUCGGAUGGAUGGUGGUUGCUCACGUAGCCCGCAUUUUCUGAAAGUUGCAUCGGCAGUGGAACUCUGCUCUUACUGGCUUUACAGGCUUACAAAAAAAAAGUGAAUGUCAUGGUUUCUUUGUAUCGGCGAAUGAUUAAAAUUGCAACUGUGUUUUAUUUUCUGUUUAAAUGCGCCUCUAAGAACUAAUCAGUUCUUGCUUUAUUUGUUUUGGGUAUAAUCCUCCUGUCUGUUUGACUACUGGCCUGCUUGUCAUUCUGGUGCAUUGCCAGUGGAUUGGGGAGUUUGUUUUAUCCAUCCGUCUAUUCGUAUAUCCACCUGGUUUAAUAUAUUAAUUAGUCAAUUAGCUCGUUAAGUCCUUGGGAAAAGUAUGAGUCCCCACCCCGUGCCUGUCAGAAAAGACGUGGGCGAACCCUGAGUGCCCAUGAAGAGACGGGAGAUGGUCUUGCCGUUCAUCGCUAUUCAUAGCUCUGCCAAGUGGCCGGUCAUCUCACAGUUACACAGCUGACCAACGAUCACAAGAAUUUGCAGCGCUUUGCCAAACAUUACUCACUGAAAACACAGUGUACUCAAGCAAAAAGCCUUGUUUUUCUAUUGCUGUUUAUUUUUGCUUAUCAGAAAUGACAGGCCAACUGCUUCAUUAGCAUGCGAGUCCUCAGAGCCGUGAUGUAAGAAUCUGCUGCGUUGCCUCAGUGUGUUUUCUUAGAAUUUGUUUAUUAAACAGAACUGUAAGUUCCCCAAUCA
This is a messenger RNA of Paramormyrops kingsleyae, 4549 nucleotides long. It is a transcript of the gene mettl1, whose product is annotated as methyltransferase 1, tRNA methylguanosine. Gene Ontology annotation, biological process: tRNA methylation; RNA (guanine-N7)-methylation. Gene Ontology annotation, molecular function: tRNA (guanine(46)-N7)-methyltransferase activity. Gene Ontology annotation, cellular component: tRNA methyltransferase complex. The record is from RefSeq and is a predicted model, not a curated record. Lineage: Eukaryota; Metazoa; Chordata; Actinopteri; Osteoglossiformes; Mormyridae.